Messenger RNA from Caenorhabditis elegans, 951 nucleotides. RefSeq lists its product as uncharacterized. NCBI's taxonomy places the organism in Eukaryota, Metazoa, Nematoda, Chromadorea, Rhabditida, Rhabditidae. The coding region runs from base 59 to 619 and encodes 186 amino acids. The transcript has 3 exons. The record is from RefSeq and is marked reviewed.
UUUCAGAUUUGAAUUUCAUCACUUCAUUCAUCAAAACUGGAUUUCAUAUCUAUUCAUCAUGAUGGCUCCAAUAAUUACAAAGGACAUGAGGCUGUUUCCAAUACACAAAGUGCCUGUAAAAAACGUUCGGAGUCGUGCUCAAUCUCUUGACCACUUCCAACAAAUUCAAGGCUCCGCUAGCACCAUUGACCGGCUUGUUCCUAUCAAGCCACGCGCCGCAAUGUCAGCUGGAAAUAUCUCGGGUAAAACUUUGUCGAGUCGAACGAAACAAGUUGCUCCAAUCAAGUGUGCUCCGAGAAGUCCUCCAAAAACAAUGCUGUCAAGGAAAUCGACAUUGACUGCAAUUCAAGAAGGAGUGGAGUUGGCCGAUCAGUCGCAAUCUCAUAAAAUUAUAAGCCAUAGUCGGAGCGAAUCGUCGAGCGUCCAAACGGAAGGCACCGCAACAAAAAGUAGCUCCAAAUCGAGCAGCGACGCGAACUUUGAAGAAAACGGUGCGAGCGCGGAAAUUGACGAAGAGACGAAAAAGAAGCAGCGCGGUGUGUUCAAGUGGAUCACUAACACAUUUCGAAAGUCAUCACGGGAUAAAACUCUUGACAAUCGGAGUACUUCCUCUGGAUGACAAUAGCUACGCGGCCAAUAUUUGUUCGGCUGCCAACAUUCCCUUCCUGGCUUAUUAUUCUGUAGAAAUGUUUAAUAUUGUGAUUUUUAUUCCAAAAACCUUUCUCUCAUACUUUCUUGUCAGUUUCUCCACAUUUUCCAUCUCAUCCUCCUCAUCUACACACCGGUUUUCCAUUUGUACAUAUGUUCUAUCUCACAUACUUUGUGACCCAAAUUCCCAGUGCUUUGUUUUAUUUUUACCACUUCGCUAAAUUCCUAAAUUUCCACCGUAGUCUUACUGUGAUGACAACUUUUGUUGAAAAAAAAUCAAAUAAAGGUUUUUUGUCGUUUAAA